This is a messenger RNA of Lytechinus pictus (painted urchin), 4815 nucleotides long. RefSeq names its product histone-lysine N-methyltransferase SUV39H2-like. The record is from RefSeq and is a predicted model, not a curated record. NCBI's taxonomy places the organism in Eukaryota, Metazoa, Echinodermata, Echinoidea, Temnopleuroida, Toxopneustidae. Bases 1 to 927 code for a protein of 308 amino acids. Gene Ontology annotation, cellular component: nucleus. The transcript has 5 exons. Gene Ontology annotation, molecular function: histone H3K9 methyltransferase activity; protein binding; zinc ion binding.
AUGGCAACCGCCGAAAAGCUUGCUCAGAAGAAGAGGUCUGAAAAGUGGAAGGAGUCUGAGUCCAAGUUACUAACUGAUGUCCUCAAAUCCCUUGUCAAGAAAGAACUUAAAUCCUGGGAGCAAGAGCUCAACUCAAAAUGUCAGAAUGAAGCACCCAUCACUGUUGUUAACAACGUAGACCUGGAGGGACCUCCUCAGGACUUUGUCUACAUCAGUGAUUACAUAGCAGGCACAGGUGUUGACAUCCCCACUGAUCCUCCAGUUGGCUGUGAGUGCGAAAAUUGCUCUCCUGAAGCUGAGAGUAGGUGCUGUCCCCAGAAUGGUGGAGUCAAAUUUGCCUACAGCAAAAAUAAACUUGUAAAGGCAAAACCAGGAACUCCAAUCUAUGAGUGCAAUACAAGGUGUAAGUGUGGAGAGCAGUGCCCCAACCGGGUUGUUCAAUUGGGCAGGAAACACAAGCUAGUAAUCUUCAGAACAGACAAUGGCAGAGGCUGGGGUGUGAAGACUCUCGUAGACAUCAAGAAGAAUUCAUUUGUCAUGGAAUAUGUUGGAGAGGUAAUUACAAGUGAAGAAGCAGAGCGAAGAGGGAAAAUCUAUGAUGCUAAUGGUAGAACAUAUCUAUUUGAUCUGGACUACAAUGAUGAUGAUUGCCCAUUCACUGUUGAUGCUGGUCACUAUGGCAACAUAUCUCAUUUUGUCAACCAUUCUUGUGAGCCAAAUCUUGUUGUCUAUGGUGUGUGGGUUAAUUGCCUUGAUCCGAGACUACCUCGUAUUGCUCUUUUUGCCUGUAGUGAUAUCAAAGCCGGCGAGGAAAUCACCUUUGAUUAUCAGAUGACAGGUUCAGUAAACGAAGAAGGAGCCAACGAAUUAGGUCAAGUAGAAUGCAGAUGUGGGUCCACAAACUGCAGGGGCUUUCUAUUUGAAUGAUGCAAGCUUCUAGCAUAGUUAUACUGUACAUUUUGAGUGAUAUAAUAUACAUAUAAGGUGCUUUAAAGAGAUUCUUUACAUGGUUUCCAAAUGCAUAAUUCUGUUCUGCUGUGCUGUAAAUUUCUUGUUAAUUUGUGUCAAUUUAUGUCAUCAAUAUUCAGAUAUUAUGUCUUGCAAAUUGAAAUUGAUGAACUACAUUCAUUCCCUGAUUCAUUUUGGUUCAGUAUGUAAUAUUGCAUUUCAUUCACUUUCAUGUUUGAAUUUUUUUAUUUUUUUUUUCAUUUAUUUAUUUAUUAUUAUCAUUUGUAUUAUUAAUAUUUUUUUUUUUGGAGGGGGGGGGGUAUGGUUGGUUGAAAUCUGGAAAUUUUAAACCUAAUCAGAUUAUGAUAUGUUUAUGCAAUCAGUAAAUGUUUUUUUUUUGUCUCGCCUGCAGAGGUGCUGCUUUUCCGACGGCGGUGGCAGCGUCACCGUUUUCAUCAUUGAAAUCUAAUCCAAGGUUAAGUUUUUGAAAUGUCAUAACUUUAUUAUGGAUGUAAGUAGCACUGAUCAUUUUCAAGAAUUUCAGGUCACAUGAUCAAGGUCAAAGGUAAUUUAGGGUUAAUGAACAUAGUAUUUUAUUAUCAUAUGAAUGGUGUUUUUGUGAAUAAUUUUUUUUCAAUUCAGCAUUGCUGCUAUAUUGAAUCAUGUAAUGCAGGCGAGACUGCCAGAUGCAUUCCACUUGUUUCUCUAUACAUGGCUGUAUGAGGCUUACCUCUGUGUUACAAGAAGAAUUCAUAGUCAUUUCUUCACAUUAGAAACAUAGUCAUCAAAUUUCAAAAUCAAAUUCUAAGAAGUUUUUGUCAUAUGGAUAAAGCAUCAUAUACAUAUGUAAAUGAAAAGAAAAUAUGAAUAAAGUUGAUAUGUGAUCCACCACCCUGAAACCACCAAUACCCCUAAUGCAACCGAACUGAGGAAACAGUAAAAAAUUGUAGUUUAGGUCAUAUCAGUCAAUUCUAUCUCAAAUUGGAUUGUAAUGUGCCUCUAUGGUACAUGUAUGUUUUUUAGCCAUUUAAUCCUCAACUUCAACAAGCAUUCUCACAGUCACCGAUGGCUUUUGUUAUGCCUUAGGAAAUCAAGAAUUCUUGAAGAUAUUUAACGGAUUUAAGAGACAAUAAAAAAGACCCAAACUUUGGUACAAACUUUGAGCUCAAUCAGAUAUCCCCUCAUACCAUUUGCUAUGGAAUCGAAUCAUUCAAAUAAAAUAAUUUUGUUGUAAGGUUAAUUGAAGGGCUAACUUGCUCAGGAGAUAAAAAAGAUCAAAAUAUUAAUGGGAUGUAGUCCUUAAUUCUUGUGUUUGAGGUGAAAUAAUCCAAAAAGUAAAUAAGGGAAACAGUAACAAUUGUGUUUCAUUUAUUUCUCUGCAAAUCAUAUCAAACAGAAAUAAAGAAAGAGCCAGAACUAAUACACAUGUAAUUUGCAUUUUAGAGACAGAUGAACAGUGAUAUGGGUUCAUUCAAUAGGCUGUCUACAAACCAACAAACUUAGAAAAUCACUAUUAAGUAUAUUGAAUUGCUAGCAUAUAUAUCAUUUUAUCUUUACACAAAAUGACUUUUUUUCUAGGAAAUGAAUAGGGCCAUGUAUUUUUAACUUGCACACAGAAAGGUGGUUUUUAAUUUCAUUCUGUUAUGUAAUUGGUGCCAUUUGAAAGCUUAAUAUGUAGUCUAUCUUACCUGUAAAUAGUGCAUUUACAUUUGAAUGCAUUAACAACUGAAUUUGUGACAUUGCAAUUGAUAGAAUGAAAACUUACAGAUCUAAAUUUACAUUAACUUCCACAUUGAAAAUUCCUUGAUAAAAUGAAUAAACACUUAUGAGUUAUAUGUGUAUCAUCUGAAAGGGAGUCUAAUAAACAAUACAAGAAUAUUAAAAAUUAUGUGGUAUGGGCAAAAAGAAAAUCAAAUAUGGAUGUUCAAAAUAAUAUGGGGGGUCGUGAAAAGUCAAACAUUUUCACUCAUAAGAUGUGAAGACUUCACCCUAUACCUCAUAUUAAUGCUAUUUUUCAAUCCUUGGGAAGUUUCAUUUACUGAUUGAAUUUGAUGUACACAUAUUAGGCGAUUUAAAAAUACAUGGCCAUGGAAGUAUAAAAUGAUAAUGAAUACUUAUUAGUGUUAUACAUGCAUUAUUUUCUCCUAUAACAUUCCUUAAUCAUGUGUAAAUAAUCAGUUUUGAAUAGAGAUUUGCUAAUUAGAAAUUAUGUUAGCAUUCGCUUUCCCGUGUGCCUGUGGUAUUUCUACUGUUUUAGUCACAUACAUGUAAUUUAUACUCGGACAAAUCCUGCAAAAAUAUCUGUUUUUCUCAACUGUAGGAGGUAUUUUUGUCACAUUUACAUUCUCUUUUUCACCAUUCAGAUAAUCUACAUUUUUUUUUGUAUUACGGGUAACUCAUAAAUGCGCAAUUAUAUGAUUUCAUUCAUUAAAUUAAUGAAAGGAAGUUACAUGUACCAAUGCUCACAUUUUAAAUGAUAGGCAAGUGUAUACCUUUCCAGACAAGAAUGAGGACUAAACAACUAUGUGUAAAGUGUUUGAGUACGCUGUAAAAUUUAUAUUCUUGUUGAUGUACAUGUGUUUAAUAUUACUGAUAAGAGAUUGCAUGUAGUUUGAUUCAAAAUUAUGCAAUUUCUGAAGUUAAUUUUCAUGUAUUCUUUAUUUGUUGUACAUAUGAUUUCGCACUUGUAAUUCCAUAGAGAGGGAGGAAAAAAAAGAAUAGUGGCUGUGUUUACUGCCCUCCAUGGUAAAAAGACUGAAUAUUAUUAAAUACAUGUAUAAACAAAAGAGCCAUCAAAACUAGCUUGGUCAUCUAAAUGAAUUUGGUAACAUCACUUUCCAUUUUUCUAGCAUGUUCUGUCCAUAUUCUUAAAUUUUGAGUUUGAUAUUGAUGUUACAUCUUUCUUGAAAAAAAAUUGUAUCUAAAUAACAUUUGGCAUGUGGCAAAUGAGACAUUUCUAAUGUUUAUGUUGCAUGAUUCAAUUGAUAAUUGAUAAGCUACUUCCAAUUACAUGUACCAUAACAUGGUUCUGCAAGACAUUGGAUCAGUUGCAUAAAAAGUAGCAAUUGCUUUUGCUAGGCUUUGCUUGAUUCCAUAUGCAUGAAAAUGAUCUAGCAAACGCUUUUCUUUAGUAAGUUCAAGAUAUCUCUAACUGAUUGCUAGCAUUUCCUUGACGAUUAAGCUAUUGCUAAUAAGCGUAUGCAUAAAGCGAAUAUUUCGCUUGUGCAUUAAAGCGUUUGCUUGGGUGUUUUCAAGCUCCGUCAGAGCAGCUUGAGCAUUUGCUUGAUCAGGGCGUUCGAGUGCUUUAAUCAUGUUUAUGCACCUGAGAGAGAACCCAAAGGUUUACAGUAGCCUACAUGUACAUAUUUUCUUCCUAGUAGAUGCAAAUUGAAUGCCAAAUGUACAAAUUUAUUUAUUAGAAAAAAAUCUAAAGAAAUAUUUUGACAUCACGUCUAAGGAAGAGAAGUGGUAUUUUGCAUUGAGUCCUGCCAUUAUUAUGUUAGCCCUGUUCGCACAAGCAUGACGUUGCUAUUGUUCAAACUGCUAGCAAUUACAAGAAAGGAGUUUGAGCACAAGCAAAGGAUUAUGCAUACAAAAUAAAGCAAUUGCUAAGGCAUGAUCUUUUGCUUGGCAAGAAAUUGCUACGUUUUAUGCAUCUGACCCGUUAUCAGAAAUUUGUAGUCCCAUUCAGUUUUUUGCCAAUAUGGCAAAUGCUGAAUGCAUCCACAACCACAUUAUUCGAUUACCAAUCACUUCAAUGUGCACGUGAAGGACAUGCGUAAUAAACUGGGAAGUUUGUUUAAUCCCAUCUCAUUUUCAUUGGUCUUUUGCCAUUUUGUGACUUUGGAUCCUGAAACCAAUUAAUGU